This is a messenger RNA of Lottia gigantea (owl limpet), 1137 nucleotides long. RefSeq lists its product as hypothetical. The coding region runs from base 1 to 1137 and encodes 378 amino acids. NCBI's taxonomy places the organism in Eukaryota, Metazoa, Mollusca, Gastropoda, Lottiidae. Gene Ontology annotation, biological process: DNA recombination; DNA integration. Gene Ontology annotation, molecular function: DNA binding. The transcript is spliced from 5 exons. The record is from RefSeq and is a predicted model, not a curated record.
AUGUCAGGUUCUAGUGAUGAUGAUAUAUUUAUUACCCAAACAAAGACUUGUGAAAUAGAUGAUUAUAAUUUAGAAACGGAUACUGUUCUUAGUGAUGCUCUGAAUGUGGAGGAAAAUUAUGUAAAAGAAGCCAUACAGUUACCAAAGUUUGAUAUGAAGUACUCUGAUAUAAGCGAUGUUGAAACACCAAAUUUGCCAGAAAAUGUCAAGAGUUCACUGUGGUUUUCCAAGCCCCUGCAUGAUUCUGAUCUAAAAAAUUUGGUUAAAAGUGGUCUUAGUAUUAAAACUGAAAUUAAACUAGAUGGGCAGUUAAUUUGUUUAGUAUGUGGAAGAAACACAAUACCAAUAAUAACUCUGAAGAAAAAGGGUUUAAGAAGUGUUCUGAACAGUAAAAUGAAGGAGUUGUCGAGACUUGGACUGGGUAUUAAUACCAAGAAGUCAGAAGUUAUUACAAUAGAACAAGAAGAGAUUUUAUGGAGUAAAGGCUUGUUAGGUGAAAGUAACCCACAGCAGUUAUUGGAUACUCUUCUUUUCUUGUUUGGAUUACAUUUUGCACUGCGAGCUGCUGAAGAAUUUAAGUGCAUAGAAGAUGUUUCAAAGACAAACCAAGGUGGUUUAGAUCACAGGAAAGUCAGUCCUAAAAUGACAAGGGCUUAUGAAUAUUCUAACCCAUUAAGAUGUCCAGUUAGAUUAUAUGAAAAGUAUAUAGCUCUGCGUCCAAAAAACGGAAUUCAUACCAUACAGUCCACUGUUAAACGUUUAUGUCAGUCGGCUGGUAUAAUUGGAAACUUUAGUAAUCAUUCCCUUCGUGCCACAGCUACAACUCGUUUAUAUCAAGCUGGAGUGGACGAGCAAUUCACUGGACACCGAUCUAAUGCUUUACGAGCAUAUAAAAGAACAAGUGAUGCCCAGCAAGCCUCUGAUACUUCAACGGAAAAGAAAAUUAAUUUUAUUUUAGGAAUCUCCACUCCAUUUAACACAAUGAUUGACACAAAUGAUGAUAUUUUAAAUUCCCCCAUGCAGCCUGUGGAAGAAAUUGAUAAAAUACUACACCAGAUAUUAGAAGGACUUUUUCUAGCUAUAAAAGAGCUCAUUGUAAAAAUGGUGCCAGAACAUUUACCUGGUGGAAAAUUUUGA